Messenger RNA from Planococcus citri (citrus mealybug), 2171 nucleotides. RefSeq names its product scoloptoxin SSD14-like. The record is from RefSeq and is a predicted model, not a curated record. Gene Ontology annotation, biological process: glutathione catabolic process. Bases 284 to 2044 code for a protein of 586 amino acids. The transcript is spliced from 10 exons. NCBI's taxonomy places the organism in Eukaryota, Metazoa, Arthropoda, Insecta, Hemiptera, Pseudococcidae. Gene Ontology annotation, molecular function: glutathione gamma-glutamate hydrolase. Gene Ontology annotation, cellular component: plasma membrane.
CACAUAAUCGAUUACCUACAUAUUAAUAGUUUUCACAUUCCAUACCUGAGUGAUUUUAUAAUUCCCAGAUAAACUGCCAACUCAAAGAUUACCUUAUCUGAAACGUUUAAGAAAUUUUAGUGGUUCCCACAUACCCAGAUUAUUUGAACUAAAACGCAGCUCAAAUACCUACAGAAAUUGCCAUCGACAAUAAGUGCAAACUACAUUUUAGGAUUAGGUGUCGUUAAUUGUUCAUUUCGAGAAGGUUACUUACAGAAAAAAAAAAUAUAAUACUGUCUUAAAAAUGGUUUUUAAAAAAUUAGGCCUACCAUGUCGUAUAUUCAUAGCUUCGUUGCUAUCUGCGAUACUCAUAGUGGUGUUAUAUUACGGUUUAAUGCCAAAAGAACGAAAAGGAAAUGCUGAUUCUACAUCACCAGCUUCUGCUUCAAAUCCUAAAAUUUAUGGAAAGUAUUCUCAUGCUGCUGUAGUUAGUAAUUCCGAACCAUGUUCAACAAUUGCCAAAAAUAUUUUACAAAAAGGUGGCAAAGCUGUAGAUGCGUUGAUAUCUGCUAUGCUGUGCGAAGGUGUCACGGUGCCAAAUACGAUGGGCAUAGGUGGUGGUUCUUUUAUGACAAUUUAUGAUAAGUCCAGAAACAAGGCCAGUGUUAUUAUUGCCAGAGAAACAGCUCCGGCUAAAUCUACUGCUGAUAUGUAUCAUGGAAAUCCAAAACUUUCAACCAAAGGAGGACUAGCGAUAGGUAUCCCAGGAGAAAUAAAAGGUUACUGGACGGCGUAUAAUAAAUUCGGUGGUGGAGUUCCUUGGAAAGAUAUCUUCACACCGACUAUUUCUCUUUGCGAAAAUGGUAUCCCAAUUAAUAAAGCUCUAUAUCAAAUGUUGGUCAAAUCUGAAGUCGCGAUUCAAUCUGAUCAGGAAUUCCGUGCAUUAUUCGUCAAUCAAACCAAUGGAGCACUUCUCGAAGCUGGAGACACUUAUAAAAACCUAAAAUUAGCCAGAACACUUCGUAUGAUUUCUGAAGAAGGUGGAGAUGCAUUUUACAAAGGGAAAAUAGCCAAAGCACUAGUGAAAGAUAUCCAAGAAGCUGGAGGAAUAAUCACAGAGGAAGAUCUAGAAAAAUACGAAGCUCGAGUUCAAGAUUCAUUCCAAACUACUCUUUACAACAAUUACACUUUGCACACGGUUCCAGUUCCAUCUUCAGGGCCUAUUUUAAGCUACCUGUUGAAAAUCGUGGAAGGUAUCAUACCAGCUCCUACAGAGCUACUGAACACUCAGCGUAUCACUGAAGCCAUGAAAUACGCUUAUGGUGCUAGAAGUCAAUUAGGUGAUCCUAAAUUUGUAGAUAUUUCCGAGACAAUGAAUCUCAUAACUUCUGAUCAAUUCAUUAAACACAUCAGGGAAGGAAUUGAUGAUAACAAAACGUGGGAUGAUCCAGCUCAUUACGGUGGCGAUUUCACCGAACCGAAGGAUAAGGGCACUGCCAACUUGGCAGUUUUAGCAGAAAAUGGCGACGCUGCAGUUGCAACUAGUACCAUUAACACGAGAUUUGGCAGCUUUGUUUUAUCAAAAAGUACCGGAAUCAUGCUAAAUAACCAAAUGGACGAUUUCUCAUCGCCAGGAAUCGUAAAUAAUUAUGGAGUAACUCCUUCCAAAGCGAAUUACAUCGCCCCUGGUAAAAUUCCUCUAUCUUCCAUGUGUCCUACAAUCAUCCUAAACCAAUCUGGCGAUGUUAGGUUAAUCAUAGGAGCUGCGGGUGGUACGCUAAUUACUUCAUCAGUGGCCAUAACCAUAAUGCGUGAUUUAUUGAUGGGAGAAAAUAUCAAAGAGUCCAUGGAUAAUGCUCUAUUCCAUCAUCAACUCAUGCCAAUGGUUUGGCAAUACUAUAUGAGAAUGCCAACAGAUAUUGUCGAAGGUAUGGAAAAAAUAGGCCAUAAAGUUAAGCUAAUGCCUCUUAGUUCAGGCUCUGCUGUCACUGGAAUUGAACGAAGAGAUGGUUUCAUUUAUCCGAGCAGCGAUUUCCGGAGAACGGGGGAAGUAGAAGGAUAUUGACCUGAGAAAAAGUAACGAGUUAGGUACCCCUAUUGAACGACUGGGCGAAUUUCGAGUAGUGACAUCUCGUAUCUUGAUAUUUUGUACGAUGUGAUGAAAAUUUAAAUAAUACUUACAUAAAUGCUUA